Molecule: messenger RNA, 2525 nt
Organism: Puntigrus tetrazona (Sumatra barb)
Lineage: Eukaryota; Metazoa; Chordata; Actinopteri; Cypriniformes; Cyprinidae
Product: cilia- and flagella-associated protein 251-like
Exons: 21
Coding region: 329-1873 (514 amino acids)
Source: RefSeq, a predicted model, not a curated record
GCUUUGCAAUGAAUCGUAUCAUAAAAAGCACUAUAUAAAUAAAACUGAAUAGAACUGAAUAAUAAAUGAGGCCCCAGAUGUGAUAAGCAGACUUAUGACACAUUUUAACAAAGCGUAAUGAUUCCGUUGAUUUGUAACACAUACAGUAUUAAUUUCCACUUACAUAUAUAUGUAUUUACUAAACAAAUCAGUGGCCAAAUCUAAAAUCAUUUUGGUGAACAAACUGAGAAAGAAAAAAAAUCACAAAAUGUAAUCCAAAUUCCCACCACUAGUACAGUUAUUUAUAAAGGCAGGGACUACUUUCAUUUUUGUUUACCCACCCAUAAAAAUGGGCAGCUCCUCUAAAACUAUAAAGAAGAUAACUAUAAACAAAGCUCAUUAUAACAGUAACAACCUUAAGCUGCAUUGUAAGAUCUAUAAGGAUAUCAAAAUGAGUGAUGCUGAAACAGCUGAAGUCCUCCAAGGUAACAAGGAAAAGGAACAAUGUCAAAAAAGUGAAGAGGAACAAGCUGUAAUGAUCACAAAGGAGAAGGAAAAUGAAAAACUUCAACAAAGUAAUGCUGAAACAGCUGAAGUCCUCCAAGGUAACAAGAAAAAGGAACAAUGUCAAGAAAGUGAAGAGGAACAAGCUGUAAUGAUCACAAAGGAGAAGGAAAAUGAAAAACUUCAACAAAGUAAUGCUGAAACAGCUGAAGUCCUCCAAGGUAACAAGAAAAAGGAACAAUGUCAAGAAAGUGAAGAGGAACAAGCUGUAAUGAUCACAAAGGAGAAGGAAAAUGAAAAACUUCAACAAAGUAAUGCUGAAACAGCUGAAGUCCUCCAAGGUAACAAGAAAAAGGAACAAUGUCAAGAAAGUGAAGAGGAACAAGCUGUAAUGAUCACAAAGGAGAAGGAAAAUGAAAAACUUCAACAAAGUGAUGCUGAAACAGCUGAAGUCCUCCAAGGUAACAAGGAAAAGGAACAAUGUCAAGAAAGUGAAGAGGAACAAGCUGUAAUGAUCCCAAAGGAGAAGGAAAAUGAAAAACUUCAACAAAGUAAUGAGAAUCUAGCCGAAACCUGUCCACAUCACAAGAAAAUUGAUGAACUUCGGGAAAGACAUGAACGUGACGAGUACAAGACAAAAUUUGAGGAAUUACAAGCAAGAUACGAAAAGGAUUUGGAGCAAAUAAGACUUGAAUGUGACAAGUACAAGACAAAAUUUGAGCAAUUCCAAGCAAGACUGCGUUAUCGUCUGCCAGAGUACAGCAGACAGAAGAGAGGAUUUCCAGGGGUGGCUUCUGAUGCAGUUGUCGACAUGGGAAGCAGCGGAGCUUUAAGCGAGGACCUUAAUAAUCCCUGUAGAGAAUCAGAGCUAAAGAAGAUGUAUGAUAAAUUGAGAUUACAAAUGCUGGCAAAGUAUAUAAUGGAAAUUAAAAAGAAAUCAAAGACAGACAAAACCAUAAAUGAAACAAACGAAAAGGAAAGGCUUAAAGCAAUGCUGAAGGACGUUUUCACUAAAGCUCAACAAGACAUGACUGAAAAGAAAGAUUUUCUAUCCUUUUUUCAAGUUGACCAUAAAACAGAGGAGGGUGAAAAACAAGAGCUAGUAAAAACACAAGACAAAAAUACAAAACAGCAAAAGAAGAAACUUAAAUACAUUGAAUUAGCUCUCCAAAAUCUGCAAAUGAUAAUAUUUCAUGAAGAGGCUAGAAAUCUCCAGACCAUGUACAAGCAACCUGACCCUCUGUGUGAGCUGGCUGAUGAAUGUUACAAGGUCGGCUGCCUGCUGGCUUUACACAAUCCACCUCUGCUGCUCGACUGGGAGAAAAAAGAGCCGUCAGAUUACCUGCCACCAAUUAAGAUGGAAGACACAUCUGCAAAGACAGCUCUGUAGAUUUAAAAUCCAGCAUUAGAGAGAUUACAGACUUCAUGUAAUGGUUUAUGUAGAUUGUUAACAUUUUAUACCUAAUAAACUAAUAGUCACUAUUAGGGGACUGCUAGGACACACACAGACCACAAGGUGAGCACCCUCUCUGGCCUCACCAACACCUUAUCAAUCAAAAACUGUAACAUAUAACAUAAAACAUAAAUACAUUGUUUUGACUUUAUUGCAGCACAAAAAUCUUGAUUAACUUGUUAGCAUGUGGGUUUGAUCCUAUGGGUAGAAGGAAUCAUGAAUUAUGAUGAUUUAUUUUGAAGAGUACUUAUAUAUGAUCAGUUUGCCAUUGAUUUCUAAAAUAAUGUUUUUUUCUAAAUAACAUAAAAUAUAAUAAUACACAUUAAGAGUAAUUGAAAAUACAAAUAUAUACAUAAAUCCAGCAGUAAAUACAUGGAUGGGGUGAAACUAGAAUUAUUGUGUGAGUGGAAGUAAAUAUAUCAGAUUUAAAACCUAGAAUCCAUGCUGAAAAAAUCCAGCAUUGCUGUUCAAAGGGCAUCUCAAGUGUGCAAUUCAUGGAUUUGUGUAUAAAGCUUUGUAAAAAAAAAAGAAAAAAAGGGACAAAGUUUUUGAAAAACAUUUGGAAAAUAAAAGUCUUUUGUUGGCUUAA